UUCAGACAGCACAAAAACGCAGCAUCACAUCUGCCAGGGACGCGGACGCGCUCGGGGCGAUCCUGAGGCAGGACCCGCCCUCCUCUUCUUCCUCCUCCUCCUCCUCCUGCACUUGUCAAAGGGUACUGAUCGCAAAUUACAUCACAGUCGUGUCCACAGACGCGCACGCAAAUGACAAUGGGACAACCUGUCUCCUGAAGUUUUUCUCUAAAACUCACUUUUUCUAAUCAGAUGCCACGAUGUUGCCUUUCAAGAGAACUUUUGACAGCGAGAAGCAGCAGCUGCAGGAACUCAACAGCAGACUUGCCCAGUAUCUUUCCAGGACGAAGCAGCUGGAGCAGGAAAAUGCGCAUCUCAUCUCUCAAAUCAACAAACUCAGACAGACGAAGAGGGUGGACUGGGAGCCCAAGUAUCUGGGUGAGAUGCGGGAGCUGAGGAGAAUGGUGGGGCAGCUGUCGUUUGAAAAGUCCCAGGCUGAGAUGGAGAGGGAGAAGCUAUGGCGGGAGUUGCAGAUGGUCCAGUCUAUGUGCAGCGAGCAGACCGAGGUGUGCAGGGACAUCAGUGGCGAGCUGAAAGGCUACGAAAAGGAGCUCCACCACGCUCACAAGACCAACGAUGAACUCCAGCAGCGUUUAUUCCAGCUGGAGAACGAAUAUAAAUGUAUGGUCGAUGCGCACAUGCAAGAAAAGGACCAUCUCCUGCGUCAGGUGGAGUCCCGGGUGGUGCCCAUCAUUACGCAAACUUAUCACGGGCCUCCAGUGGCCACUAUGGAAGAGGUGCAAGAGUACGCCCGGGGUCUGUCCGAGGGAUGGAUUGAGACAUUUGAAAUGUACCAAGUGAAGGUGGAGGAGAUGGAGCUGUCGAUUAAAGCGGACCAGGCGAGGCUGGGUGAUCUGCAGAGGGAGAAGAUGAUGUAUGCCUCGGAGUUGGACAGAUUACGCACAGAGGCGGAAAAACAAGGUCAGAUUCAGUUCCAUCUUGAAGAGGAACUGAUGCGCAUGCAGGAGAAAUUCCGGGUGGACUUCAGUGAAUAUCAGAUGAUUAUUGAGCAGCUGGAACAAGAGAGGAAUGUGAUGGCUGACGCUAUUGCAGAAAAGAUGCGAGAGCAUCAGCACCUUCUCCAGGUGAAGAUGGAUCUGGGCAUGGAGGUGGCUGCCUACAGGGCUCUCCUGGAAGGCGAGAGAGUGAAUAUCCAAGAUGCUCAUAGGAGGGGGACUCAGCAUCAGAGAGAAAGAAUAAUAGAUAUCAAGAUGCCUGCACAGCGCCACACUCCAAGAGCUUCCACCUUAACCACCAGACAACAUAUGGAUAUCAGGUACACGCCGCCGACUUCAAACCUGAGAAGAUCCCCUGUGCCUCCCUCUGGGUCCAUAAGCCCCUCCAGGGUCAUCCCCAUUUCAGUUGCAGGCAGAGCUCGGCAUCAGAGUCCUGCAUCCAGAAGGGACAUGAUCUCAUUCACCAAAGCUCGAGCUGCUGCCUCUGCCCCUGCUACAGCCGCUGCCAAAGAUAAACAAACAGGCCAGCGUGAAUACCAAAUGAAACCACAUGCGCAGAAAACAGCAGCAGAGGAGAAAACUGUGGAAAUCAAACAGGUCUCUCGCAUAGAGAACAAAGCCAGUCCCAUCAAGUCCACCACUACUGAGACAAGUUCAGUGAGAGUCGUGUCACCGCCAAUGAUGAGCUUGAGCACGAAAACUGAAACAGAAAGCAAGAAGCAAGUGUCUGAUGAAAAAGAAAAAGAUUAUGAUUAUGGAGGCAAGUUCAAAGAUAAAGUGGAAACAGAGUCUAUGACGGGCCCAAGCGAGAAAAAGAUACUAGACUCUGUGUCUGUAGAGGAGAUCAUUGAGAAAGUGAUAAAACCAGCAGGUUUGGAAGCUGAGGGUAGCUCCUCGGGAGAUCCGCCGGUAAGGUAUCAUGUGGAGACAACUGAGCAGGAGGAUGGAACGAUGAAGACGAGGAUUGUGUUAGAGUCCAAAGUGGAGGAAGAGCUGGAUGUUUCUGAGGACUCUGCACUGGAUGAACUACUGAACCAAGGGGUUAAGAAGGCGUCACUGGAAGAUAUCAAGGACACAGCAACAGAAAGCAUGAUCAAGAACCUGCUAAGUGGCCUGCAGGCAAAUGAGAACUUGGAAAAUAAGUCUGUCAAUGUAGAAAUCAUCCAGGAACAGGUGGAGUCUUACAGUGAUGAGGAGAUUGAAGUUGAGCAGAAGUCCAGAUCUAGUUUCUAUGAGCCCUCCACGACAUAUUUCCAAAUCGAGGAGCUAGAAAACGUCCCUCAUGACACUCACGUUCAGAGGAGUGAUGGUGAUGCCAUGAAAACCUCCAUGACAGACACAGAUAGUUACAAGGGUGGAUCUGUGCAAGUUCAAGAGGUGUCUAGAGAGAGUGAAUCUCCCUAUUUCUCCCAUGAGCAAGAGCCUGACGAGUAUUUUGUCUCCACCCCAGAUGGUAAUCUCUCUGAAGCCGAGGAGGGUGUUGGCAUCACCUCAUACGGCCAUUAUGGUAUCGUAGAUGAUCUGUCAGAUGAGCGGUAUUAUCAAGAUGAAAGUCCUCUCCCGAAAGGAGUGAUCGUAGAGGAAAGUGACGAAUACAAGUUCAUGUCAGGUGAUCACUCGUUUAUCAAGGAGAGCUUCCCGGAGUGCAUCAUUGAAGAAGAGGUUCGUGUCUCUCCUGUAGUGCAGGAGUCGGUGCUUGAGUUCCUGAGAGAGGACUCUUUGGAGCCCAAGGAGCAGCUGAAGGGGGCUCUAGAGAAGCUACAAAGCUCAGUGUCAGGUCCGCUGAAGGAGGAGUUGGCUUUCCUCACAAAAGUGAGCAGAGAAAGCCCAGAGAAUGUGGCUGUCAACGUCAAAAAAGUGCAACAGUCAAGCGACAACGGCACCAUGACUAUAGUUGCAGAGCUGAACGUCUCUCAAACCCUGGAAGACUCUGGGCUGUUGGAGGCAGGAGGUGAUAUAUCUGAAGAGCAGAUCAUGGCAGCUCUUAAAUCUUCUAACCUGGGGAAAGCCUUCCAGGGUGGGGCAGGAGGGGGAUACAGUGUCAGGGUCUCCAAAGAAGAGGAUGUGGGGUAUGGUGAAGAGUUCCAAGGCUUUACUGAUGAAGGAGAGUCUGCAUCUGAAAUUACUGAGAAACACAUAACACUGAGGCCAUCAGAAAAGUCCUUUACCUUUCAGAUGGGCGCACAGGGCGGCCACGCUGAGGCGACCUCACCGCAAAAGACCCCGAUGAUGAUUUCGGAAGAGGAGAGAGUUGCAACAAUAUACCUUGAAAGCCCGACAGAUGAUUAGGAAAGAAUUUGGUCAGAAAUAUUUUCAAACUGAGUACUUGCCAAUGUAACUUGUUGAAGUGCACAUUACAGAGGUUUUCCUGACGCAGCACUCCACACACACAAGGCGUUAAUGCUGGUUGCAGACACUGUAAUAAUGCUUUAAGCUCUGCAAAACAUUUUACAUCUAACUGAUUUUGCUGCGCUCUUUUACUGUACCUUAGACUGUGCCACCUAAAACUCAGUGUACCUAACGUUUGGUUACACUGAUCUGAUGAACGCAUAUUUUUAAUGGUAUUAACUGUGGCAAUGCUACUAUUACAGAUACUGAGUGCUAACUAAUAUUUGCUAGUUUGCAGUAGGAUUGUAACAUCUCCGUAUAGUGGCAACUUUCCAUGCUGGUCGAUACUAAUGGAGUGCUGCGCUGGUAUGUGUUAACAUUUUUACAGCUUGCAGUUCAUCUUCAAGGAGGUUUGUUUACUCUCUCUAGAUUUCUCUAUUUUUGUACUAACCUGUGCUGUACAUCUUAAACAGCCCUUUCUGCAGUUUACAACACCCCAUCAAACCAGCCAUCACAUCAUGUGUCUGCCAUGGUGUUGAAUCUUUGGCAAGCCAACAUAUGCCAGUUGGAGUUAUGAGGUGCUGUGAGCUAUUUGCAGAUUGUGGCUUUCAUUUUUCUUUUGACUUGGGCACUGCUGCCAAAUGGAAUUGUUUUAGUAUAUACUGCAUCCUGGAACACGGUAGCUUAUUUGAAGCAGUAGUCAGAAUAUAGUGUACAGAGUAUAGUGAAGCUUGUAGCUGAGGAUAGUACAGCGGAAGUGGGGAAAAGGUGGUGAUUUGUCUUAAGAAACGUAGCAAGUUUUGAAUGCUAAUAUCAGAGAGUAGUGCAGGUAAAUGUGGCACUUAAAAGUGGUUGUUAGGUAACUUACAAAGUUGGUUAUUUUCAGAUUUUUAAAAUUUACUCACAAUUAUAAAAUCCAAUAGUGGUUCCCAACUGGUGGGUCGUGGUCCAACAGUGGGUUGCUGGCUUAUUCUGAAUGGACCUUUUAUUUUGAAUUGCUGUUUCCUGCUGUAGAGUAAGUGACUAACAGAUAGCUACUUGACAGAAACAGCAAACUAGUUCAAAGACAUGGCCAAAAGCAAGAAUGUACCAAAUGUAUUAAACUGUGUGGACCUUGAACUAAUGACUAAGGACAAAUCUUAACCCUGAGGAUGGAACAGUUGGGAACCACUCAUCUAACACAUAGAAAAAAAUAAUCGCCCCUUAUAUGACCAAAGCAAGAUUAGAUGAUCAAUGUUACCAUAGUGAAAUGUGUUUGUAAAAUGUGUAUCUUUACAUGGUGUGUGUCCAUACCAUACAUUUCAAAUUUCCCAACAGCGACCAUUUUGAUCUGAACAUGUGAUUUGGGAAACACUAAAAAAGGUUGUCAAUUUGAAAAGCAAAUAGUGAGAUGAAAGAAUGAAGAAUGAAAAGAGGUAAUGGAAAAUUAAAGGUAUACUAUGCAGGAAUUGCCGCCUACUGUUCAUAAGCAGUAUCACCAAAGAAACUGCUGAAAGCUAUACUUGCGUUUUUUGCCCUGUGUGCGCAAUUUCCACAGCUUCGUCUUGGAUGCAUGCUGCUUGUGUUCUGGCACCUGGUCACUACGUUUUUGUAAUGUCACGACCUCAUCGCACGCUGUGCCCAGAAAUGUCCCAAUAUAUGUUCCAAUACAGAGAGAGCAGAGUCUCUGUAUAUAAAUACACCACCACACACUUCUAGUGGGUCAUAAGUAAUGACCAAGAGGGAUUACUUCCGUAUGAGUCUAUACACUGUUUUUAAGAAAAUUCCUGCACAGUAUACCUUUAAUGAAUUAAAAGGAUUCAGUGAUGGUGUUGUUAAAGGAAAUAUAGUCACAUGUGUUUUUGAUGUACAGUGAGUCUUGUUUGGACGCCAUUUUGCUUGUAGACGUUUGUUGUUAUCACAGUGUUGGCUUGAAGGAUUCACCUUUGCUCACACAUACCAGUGUGUCCAUGACCGUGACUAUUUUUGGAUCAUCAGCUUAGUGGUAUUGACUGACUGUUCAUUAUGGUUUGUUGUGUUGUGUGUACUAGCUGCAGAGGCAGAAACGGUCCACUAUGAUUUCAGUCUGGCUACAUGCCUUUCACAUUUUGUGUAACUGGCUGGAAAAUGUAUACUUUGUUACUAUUGGGUAAUGUCCUCACAGAUUGGCUUGUUAGCACUAACUUGUUGAACAAUUGUGCAUAAAGCAAUGUUUAGUGUGAAUGCCAUGCUUUUAUAAAUAUGUUCUUUGUUUUAAAUCUAUUGAAUGACAUCUCAUCCAAAAAGACUUGUUGCAUUUAAGUGCCCGGAUACAGCAAAUUCUCACCUGUAAACUGCAGAAAGUUCAACCAAAAUACUAUUACAUCAGUGCACUUAAAUUGUGGCUUAAAGGGACAGUUCACCCAAAAAUCAAAAACACCUUUCCUCUUACCUGUAGUGCCAUUUCUCAAUCUAUAACAUUUUGGUGUGAGUCGUCAAGUGUCUGAGCUAUCAGCUGUAGAGAUGUACCUUCUCUCAAAAUAAAAUAGAACUGGAUGUGCCAAUGGUUUCUGCAAAGAGACGCUGCUGUCGAGUUUUCAAAUGGAUGUUUUUGGUGCUUUGAGUUCCACAAGCAGAGUGCCAUCUAGUUCCAUUAUACUGUAGAGACGGCAGACAUCUCUAUGGCCAGUAUCUCCAACACUUGCUAAAACAGUCUAGACUGAUAAAUAGCACUACAGAUAAGAGGAAAAAUGUUUGAUUUUGGGGUGAACUGUCCCUUUACUAAGGAAUCUGUUAACUUGCUGUGUGUAUGUACACAGUGUAACCUGGAUGUGCCAUUUCAUAGCAUAAAAAAAGCAUACAGAAAAUCUAAUGAUGUAUGAAGAAUGUGUAUUGAGUCAAAUCUUGUUUGUCACCAUGGAUAGUCCAACAUCAUUGCUUUUAUUGACAUAACAUGAUUUUUAUUUAACAAAUGACAUUAUUGCUUUGGUGAAAAAGGUUCCAGCCCUUCUUUGGAAAUUGAUUCAUAUCUUGACACAAUUAAAACCUACUGUGGGUAUGA
Epinephelus lanceolatus (giant grouper) is the source of this 6342-nucleotide messenger RNA. RefSeq names its product synemin, intermediate filament protein (gene synm). Gene Ontology annotation, molecular function: structural constituent of muscle; structural constituent of cytoskeleton; intermediate filament binding. Gene Ontology annotation, biological process: intermediate filament cytoskeleton organization; fast-twitch skeletal muscle fiber contraction. Gene Ontology annotation, cellular component: intermediate filament; neurofilament cytoskeleton; sarcolemma. The record is from RefSeq and is a predicted model, not a curated record. Lineage: Eukaryota; Metazoa; Chordata; Actinopteri; Perciformes; Serranidae.